This is a messenger RNA of Tetranychus urticae (two-spotted spider mite), 2061 nucleotides long. Its product is annotated as cytochrome P450 302a1, mitochondrial-like. Gene Ontology annotation, molecular function: oxidoreductase activity, acting on paired donors, with incorporation or reduction of molecular oxygen; iron ion binding; heme binding. NCBI's taxonomy places the organism in Eukaryota, Metazoa, Arthropoda, Arachnida, Trombidiformes, Tetranychidae. The record is from RefSeq and is a predicted model, not a curated record.
AAAUUAUUUUGAACAAACUCUGUUAAAAGUAAUGUCAUCAAUCUUGCUAUUUAAUGGAACUGAUUGUUAGUGAGUAUUCUCAUGAUUCCGAUUAAUAUAUCAUCAUUUCAUGCCAUUGUUCAUAGUUCGUUGCCUUAAUGUUCCUGUUAGCUGUGUUUAGUUUUCAAUGAUACUUUGAAUGAUUUAAGCAUAUAAUCUUUGCACUGAAUUUCAGAUGUAAUCAUUUACAAUUGAAAUUCAACUUUCAUUUGACGACUUACCCAACUUUAGCUUGAGUUCAUAUUCUUACUACAAGGUCAAAUAACUUGAAUUUCUAACAUCUCAAUAUCUAGUUUAGAUUGUUCAUUUUGACGUGUCAAUUCAGCUGAAAUCAACAUCGACCAAGAAAAAUGGUAGCCAAUCAUCAUUUGAUCAAAUCUUUAAGCUGCCACUCAAGUUUAUCACCUGGAAAAGCCGCGAAAAUAAUAUCAACUCGCUCAUUUACGUCUCCAAACACGGUAUGUCAAGCAAAACCUUAUAACCAAAUUCCCGGUCCUAAGCCCAUGCCCUUAAUAGGGAAUACUUGGCGUUAUUUACCUUAUAUCGGCGAAUAUGAUAUUGAAAAAACGCCAGAAAAUUGUGAGGCCAAUUUAAAGAAAUAUGGUCCAUUGGUUCGAGAAGUACUUUUUGGAAAAUUCAGUAUCCUUCAUGUCUUUGAUCCUUCUGACAUGGACUCGGUUUUUCGCAAUGAAGGAAAAUAUCCUUAUCGUCGUUCACACCGAGCACUUUGCAAAUACCGUCAUGAUAGACCUCAUAUUUAUUCAUCUGGUGGAAUGUUCACAGAAAAUGGAGAUGCUUGGUAUCGAUCUAGGAAGCUUGUGCAGUCGAUGCUACUCAAUCAAUCCCAGAUAAAUCAAUUUAUUCCUGAAAUUAGUUUGACAGCUGACCAAUUAAUAUCUAAUAUACUUGAAAUUAGAAGUCUCUCCGGUUCAGUUGAAAAUUUAAUGCCGCAUCUCUACAGGUGGGCUCUAGAAACCAAUGGACGAGUAUUUGUUGGUCAACAACUUGGAUGUCUGAAUCUCAAUGGAACAAGUGAAAGUGAAGCUUUAUUUGGAGCGAUUCAUGAGACUCAUGAAGCAAUUAUGGCUACUGAAUUGGCAGCAACUAACCUGUGGCAAUAUUUUCCAACCUCUGACUAUAAAAGGUUGGUUAAAUCACAGGAUGUCAUGGGUGAUAUAAUAUCUAAAUUCAUCGAAAACAUUGAUCACAAUUCAACUUCUAUUCAUGGAGCCAAAUCUAUUGUGUCUCAAUUGUUUAAUCAACCCGAAGCUACAAAAAAAGAUAUUUUUACAAUAAUAAUGGAUUUGUUCUUGGCUGCUUUCGAUACAACCUCUUUUGUCGUCGCUUUUGCUCUCUAUCAUCUUUCAUGUAACCAGAAAUGUCAAGAUCAAGUUCGCAAAGAAUUAUUUGAAAUAUUCCCGAGUGGCAAAGAACCUAUUUCCGUUGAAAGUCUUCAGCAAAUGAAAUAUUUAAAGGCCUGUGUUAAAGAAUCAAUGAGAAUAAAUCCCUUUUCAAUUGGAACUGGAAGAGUUACAACUCGAGAUAUGACAAUCAGAGGUUUUCAUAUACCAACUGGAACCAUGAUAAUUGUUCAAAAUCAAGUGGCUUGUAUGCAGGAAUCAAACUUUCCUCGACCUAAUGAGUUUAUCCCUGAAAGGUGGUUAACUUUGGAACGAGGAAACUGGCCAAAAGCGUCACCAUUUGCUAUGCUUCCUUUCGGUUAUGGAGCUAGAAUGUGUAUAGGAAGACGUUUAUCUGAAUUAGAACUUUACAUUUUAAUUGCCAAAAUUUUAAGGAAUUUUCGCGUUGAAUUUGAUCAUGAUGAGCCAUUCCGAGCUAAAACUCGUUUCAUUAACGUUCCAGUUGGUCCUUUAAAGUUACGAUUUAUUGACAUUUCAAACUAACUUUAUGAAGUUUACAUUUUAAUUUUUUUACUUGAAUAAUCUUUGAAUUUUGAAAUUAUCUUUUGCUGAUAUUUUUAUCGUAAUCUUUUUUUUAUUAAAAGGAUGAUUUUUUAUUUGA